Messenger RNA from Aricia agestis (brown argus), 1584 nucleotides. RefSeq lists its product as uncharacterized. The coding region runs from base 1 to 1584 and encodes 527 amino acids. The record is from RefSeq and is a predicted model, not a curated record. NCBI's taxonomy places the organism in Eukaryota, Metazoa, Arthropoda, Insecta, Lepidoptera, Lycaenidae. The transcript has 3 exons.
AUGAGUACCGAAGAAUAUGUGCAGAAAAUAAGGUGUUUGCUGUCUGACACAAAUGUAUACAAGCCAGUGUCAUACAAUCCAACGGCCAGAGUUACUCGGCGCAUUCGAACUUUGAUCCACGAAAACAAAGAUGUCUUCACGGAGGACGAGUACAAUUUUCUACACAAACCCAAACCUGUGCAACCCCCUAAGCUAUAUGGUCUGCCUAAAAUUCACAAAAGGAACAUUCCUCUGAGGCCCAUUGUGAGUCAAAUUGACUCUCCGACAUACAACUUGGCUAAACAUGUUGCUGGAGUGCUGCGACCAUUAGUUGGGAAAACACCGUCUUUCGUGAAGGAUUCGGUCCAUUUCAGGGACAUAGUGAAGAGUAUAAGGUUGGAACCCGGAGAUACCAUGGUGAGUUUCGAUGUUGAGUCACUUUUUACUAACGUUCCACUCAAGGAUUGCAUCGAGGUGAUUAAAAACAAGCUGUGUGACCAUGAGUUGCCUAAGGAAUAUAUUGUUCUCAUUGAACACUGUUUGGACGGUAAUUACCUUCUCUUCAGAGAUCAGUACUACCUCCAGAUCGAUGGCGUUGCAAUGGGUAGCCCUCUGGCGCCGAUAAUUGCAAAUAUCUGGAUGGAGCACUUUGAAGACCUAGCUUUAGCUACUGGACCAUGUACUGUGAAGCUUUGGAAGAGGUACGUUGAUGAUGUUUUUUGCAUUAUUAAUGGAGGUCAACAGGAAAUAGAACAGUAUGUUAAUUACCUUAACUCAAUCCAUCCAAAAAUAAAGUUCACCUACGAGAUGGAGAAAAACAGAUGCCUCGCAUUUUUGGAUGUGGAGAUCAAAGUGAAGGAGGAUGGUACAUUAUCCCACACUGUGUACAGAAAACCUACACACACUGACAGAUAUCUACACGCAUCUUCUCAUCAUCAUCCUCGGCAUCUUCAAUCUGUUAUAUCAUCAUUAACAAACAGAGCUCAUAACCUUUGUGACCCUGAACAUUUACCCAAGGAGCUAACACAUGUUCAGGAGGUACUUAGACGUAACGGGUAUAAGGUGUCGAGGGGAUUGAGAAGACAGAAGGAGAAAACGAGGUAUCCAGAGGUGAACCGUCAAGCAGCAUUUUUACCAUACAUCAAAGGCGUAACGGACAAAAUUGGAACAGAGCUGAGGAAAUACUCCAUUAAGACUGUGUAUACUCCGUUACGUACAAUUGUCGGCAAAAUAUUAGAGAGACUGUUGCAACCGGAACUGCUUAAGAAGAUUAAAAUUGACGACGCGCAGUUUGGCUUCCGGGCCGGACUCUCGACGGAUGCCGCUAUAGCCAGUCUGAAAAGCACCAUAAACCACUACAAGUCCCAGGUAGUACCCAAAGUGUACUUGAAUGGAUGUGAGAUAGGUGGUGUUAAGCAGUUCCGGUAUCUAGGUCACUUGCUGACUGACCGGCUGGAGGAUGACGCUGACAUUGAGCGAGAGCGCAGGGCUCACGCCGUCAGAGCUAACAUGAUCGCUCGACGUUUUGCCAACUGCAGCAGGGACUUUAAGACCACACUUUUAAGGCGUAUUGCCUUAGCAUGUACACCUGCCAGCUUUGGAUAA